UGCCUUUUUGAUUCUCUUGCAGCGUGUGUGUGCUGCUCUUGUCUAUUCUAUAUAACCCAUUUCAUUAGUUUGUUUCAAACACCAUCAUGGGUACGAUAGGCAACAAUUCCCAUGAGGGUGAUCAUCAUGGGGUGAACUUCACAGCCCAGAGAGGGUUUUACACAAAACUCAAAUCCGGGUUGAAGGAGACGUUCUUCCCUGAUGAUCCGUUCAGGCAGAUCAAGGAGGAGGAGAACCGGUCGCGGAGGAUUAUUAAAGGGGUCCAGUACUACGUCCCCAUCUUCGAGUGGCUCCCAAAUUACACACUGCGCCUCUUCAUUUCCGACUUUAUAUCUGGCCUCACCAUCACCAGCCUCGCCAUCCCUCAAGGCAUUAGCUAUGCCAAGCUUGCCAAUCUUCCUCCCAUUGUUGGCCUUUAUUCCAGCUUUGUCCCACCUCUGGUGUAUGCUAUUUUUGGGAGUUCCAGGCACAUGGCCGUGGGGACGUUAGCAGCAGCAUCAUUGCUAAUAGGCCAAACUAUAUCAACCGUCGCAAGCCCAGAAACGGACCCAACUUUGUACCUUCAUUUGAUCUUCACUACCACUUUUGUCACCGGAGUUUUCCAGGCUUGCUUGGGUAUUUUUAGGCUAGGGAUAUUGGUGGAUUUCUUUUCCCAUUCUACCAUCACUGGAUUCAUGGGAGGGACAGCAUUUAUUCUCAUUGCCCAACAGUUAAAGGGAUUUUUUGGUAUGAAACAUUUUUCAACCAAAACCAACCUUGUUGAAGUGGCCAAGAGCAUCAUCACCAAUAGACAUGAGAUAAGGUGGGAAACCACAGUUCUUGGACUGGUCUUCCUUGCUUUUCUACAAUUUACCAGACACGUGAGGAACAAGAGACCAAAACUCUUUUGGGUAUCAGCUAUAGCUCCAAUGACUGUAGUGAUAGUUGGUAGCAUUUUUGUGUACCUCGUCCAUGGCCAAAAACAUGGAAUUCCAAUCGUGGGCCAUCUAGAUAGAGGGUUAAAUCCUUGGUCCAUUCAGUAUUUCAACUUUGACAGUAAAUAUUUGCCAGCAGUGAUGCAAGCUGCCCUUAUCACUGGAGUCUUGUCAUUGGCGGAAGGAAUAGCAAUUGGAAGAAGCUUUUCUGUUACUGAUAACACACCUCAUGAUGGGAACAAAGAAAUGGUAGCUUUUGGCCUCAUGAACCUAUUUGGUUCUUUCACUUCUUGUUACUUGACUAGUGGACCAUUUUCCAAGACAGCUGUGAAUUACAAUGCAGGGGGUAAAACUGCCAUGACAAACGUGGUCCAAGCAGUCCUCAUGGCGUUGACACUGCAAUUUUUGGCACCACUAUUUGGCUUCACACCUCUUGUUGCACUAUCAGCUAUCAUUACAUCUGCAAUGUUGGGACUGGUUAACUAUACCGAAGUUAUCUAUCUCUACAAAGUUGACAAAUUUGAUUUCGUUAUUUGCAUGGCUGCCUUCUUGGGAGUUGCCUUCUUGGGCAUGGAUUAUGGUCUCAUGAUCUCUGUUGGACUUGGUGUGAUUAGAGCACUGUUAUAUGUUGCUAGACCUGCAACAUGCAAGCUUGGAAAGUUAAAUGAGUUUGGUAUAUACAGAGAUGUUGAGCAAUACCCUGCUUCAACUUUCCCAGGAUUGAUCAUUGUUCAGCUUGGCUCCCCUGUUUACUUUUCAAAUUCUGUGUACGUCAAAGAAAGGGUUAUGAGGUAUAUUAAAAGUCAGCAAAGAUCUAAUGAAGAUGUUGUUGAGCAAGUCAUACUCGAUAUGUCAGGAGUGACAUCCAUUGACACAACUGCAAUUGAAGGAUUGUUGGAGCUAAACAAAAUGUUGGAAAAGAAUGGAAUUGAGAUGUUUUUGGUAAACCCAAGGCUGGAGGUUAUGGAGAAACUAAUAAUAUCCAAGUUUGUUGACAAGCUUGGGAAGGAAUCGUUCUAUCUAACAUUGGACGAUGCAGUGAAGGCAAGCCAAUACUCACUCAAGAAAAAUGAUAAUGGAGACAUAGUUCAUGAAACUAGUCAUGCUUAAAUGCAACAAUUAAAACCAUGUUGUGUACCAGAGAUUUCUUUUGGAUGGCCCAAUAUGAAUGGUGUAUUAUAUGCUAUUGUUUUGGAAUUGAGAAUGUGUUUGCUAAUGGCUUCACCAAUACUUUGAAAGUACAAAGGGAGGCUUACCAGAGAACCCUUUUCAAUUCAUAUUAGAUGUGUUUGGGUUUCUGUUGAGAAGACUUGAAAUUGAAAGUGCUUUAAUGAAAGUCUGCCUCUCAGGAAUGGUUGAAAUAAAAGCUGGUUUUGGUGAGUGUAACCCUAUAGGAACAAAUACAUACUUACCCUGAUGGUAAAUGAUCUAUGUAUUUAUUUAUUCAUAUAUCAAGUUUUAUUUUAAAGAUUUA
This is a messenger RNA of Lotus japonicus, 2388 nucleotides long. RefSeq names its product probable sulfate transporter 3.5. Lineage: Eukaryota; Viridiplantae; Streptophyta; Magnoliopsida; Fabales; Fabaceae. Gene Ontology annotation, cellular component: membrane. Bases 87 to 2024 code for a protein of 645 amino acids. The record is from RefSeq and is a predicted model, not a curated record. Gene Ontology annotation, biological process: transmembrane transport. Gene Ontology annotation, molecular function: secondary active sulfate transmembrane transporter activity. The transcript is spliced from 12 exons.